Stylonychia lemnae is the source of this 1251-nucleotide messenger RNA. NCBI's taxonomy places the organism in Eukaryota, Ciliophora, Spirotrichea, Sporadotrichida, Oxytrichidae. The record is from the annotation of a GenBank genome assembly.
AUGGAAUAGUAGAUUUUCAAAGUACCCAAUAAUAGGUAGAUGAACUAUUCGAUGAAGAUAGACAAAUCUCAUAUAAACUAGCAAAUUAAAAAAAUGAGUAAUUUCCUCACAAGAUGGAGUCAAUUUGGCUUAACAAAAAAGUAAGAGAGUGACUCUAAUCAGCCUACAUUUUUCUAAGAUCAAAUGCUGAAUAUAUUAAUUACUGGGUUUCUGGAAAAGGGUACUCUUCAUUAUAUCAAUAUUGCAAACGACAUAAAAUCUGUCAGCCAGGAAAGCAAGCACUUUAUUCUUCAAAUAAAACAAAUCAUAGUUUUGUUGAAGAAAAUAUUCUUUGAGUCUGACUAAUUUUUAGUCAUUUCCUUAGACAAGUUAUUGUCUUUAGUGGAGUCAAUGCUCGAGACAUACUUUGCUGUCAACUUCACAUUCCAAUAAGAUGAGGAUCAAGAUUUUGUAAUUGAAGAUGACAUCAGCUCAGCUGCUAAUUAAAUGAUAUAGAUCAUGACUUUUCUACAAAACUUAAGAGUAAUUAUUGGUAUUCUAGCCAACAUAAUGAAUAAUCAAAUUAAGAUUCUGAUCAGACAGAGAGUUGUCUAUUCCAAAGAGCUAUUCAACUUUGAGUCUUAUUUAUCACUAGCUAUGAACGACAAAAAGCUUGUAAGAGAGACAAUCUUUAUUAAGAAUGGUAAAACUCUGAUGAAAGAAUAUUUUACUUUCCAUCUGAAGUAAACUAAUGAGAGUCUGAUAGCAUUUGAUUUAAUGAAUCCAAACUAAAUUUGCUUAUUCAUCAACAACCUUGCCUAGAAUUUCUUCAAAGAAUUCAAAAUGAACUACAGAAAUGUGGCAAGUGUUUACAAAAUUUUCAAUGUGAUCCACAAGUUCUUUGAGACUACACAGAAUCAAACUAUCAGAACAUUCAUUGAAUUCAACCUUGUAAAUCUUUGUGAUACUCUCGCAUAAGAGUAGUUCAAAAUGGCCCUUCAUAUUUUUAAUGAGAAGAACUUUGUUAGCUAAACAAAUGUGGAUAAAUUUACGAACGAGCUUUUGAAAAUAAAUGACUUUAUCAAAUUCUUGUUUUUCUUGAACACAGGGGCUUAUCAAUGUAUAAGAACAGUCAGAGAGAUUUAGUAUAAAGUGAAGAAGUUUACAGAUGUUGCUUAGAGAAGGAUUGACAAGGUAAUAGAAAGAUAGAAACUUCAAGGAGUGAUAAUCAACAUUAAGUAUCCUAUUGAUAGAAUGAAUUCAAAGAGAUGA